This is a messenger RNA of Salvia miltiorrhiza (redroot sage), 1736 nucleotides long. Its product is annotated as probable aquaporin NIP5-1. Bases 636 to 1532 code for a protein of 298 amino acids. Gene Ontology annotation, biological process: transmembrane transport. The record is from RefSeq and is a predicted model, not a curated record. Gene Ontology annotation, cellular component: membrane. The transcript has 2 exons. Lineage: Eukaryota; Viridiplantae; Streptophyta; Magnoliopsida; Lamiales; Lamiaceae. Gene Ontology annotation, molecular function: channel activity.
AUUAACAAUCAAGCCACGAACCCUCCGUCUCGCUUUCUACCUCGUUAUAUUGUAUGCAAUAUGCCCUCCCCUCACUCACUCCAUCUCAACCACUCCUCUCUCUCUCUCUAGCUCUAGCUCUCUCUCCCCUUCAUAUCAUUUCUGAUCAUCAUCAUCGAUUAAUCCUGGAUCCAUCUCCCGGAUUUUCCACUCCUUAAUCCCAAUUUUAUAAAACCCUUCCGAGCAUGUAAUCUUGUAUUCUGCAGAUUUCUAGCUUCAAAACAAAAAAGAAGAAAAAAAAAAAACAUUUUUACUGAAUUCCAUAUAUCCAUCUCUUAUUUGCUGGUUGCAGAUUAAGCUGGAUAUCUUAGAUUCUCGUAUUCCGUAGCCGCAUCUUUAUAAAAACCUACCAAAUAUGUAACUUCACCACCGCCAUAUAUAACAGCACAUCUUUAUCCUCAAAAAAAAAAAAAAAAAAAGUCUUCGAUUACUUCUGAGUAGGAAUCGCGAUCGAUCUGGAUAGAAUUCAGCAUCUCGUGUAGCGCCAACUUUAUAAAAUCCUGCACAGCAUGUAACUGUAGCCGCAUCCACCUUCUAUUGCACAGUUUACUGCUUUUUUCAAAAAAAAAAAAAAAAAAGAGAUCUAGAGAGAGAGAAUGACCGGGGACUACGAAGCUGGGACACCGACGGUGUCUGCACCGGCGACGCCGGGGACACCGACGCCUCUGAUGUCUUCGCUGCGGGUGGACUCACUGUCGUACGAUCGGAAGUCAAUGCCUCGGUGCAAGUGCCUGCCCCUUGACGCGCCCACUUGGGGCGCCCCUCACACAUGCCUCACCGACUUCUCUGUGCCUGAUAUCUCACUCACUCGCAAGCUGGGAGCAGAGUUCGUGGGCACAUUCAUCCUGAUAUUUGCGGCGACGGCGGGGCCGAUAGUGAAUCAGAAGUACAACGGCGUGGAGAGCCUGAUCGGGAACGCUGCGUGCGCGGGGCUGGCGGUGAUGAUCGUGAUCCUGUCGACGGGGCACAUCUCCGGGGCGCAUCUCAACCCGUCCCUCACCAUAGCCUUCGCGGUUCUCCGCCACUUCCCCUGGGUUCAGGUGCCGGCCUACAUUGCCGCCCAGGUCUCCGCUUCCAUCUGCGCUUCCUUCGCUCUCAAGGGCGUCUUCCACCCUUUCAUGUCCGGUGGCGUCACCGUCCCCUCCGUCAACACCGGCCAGGCCUUCGCCCUCGAGUUCCUCAUCACCUUCAAUCUCCUCUUUGUUGUCACCGCCGUCGCCACUGACACUCGCGCUGUUGGAGAAUUGGCGGGAAUUGCUGUUGGAGCUACAGUCAUGCUCAAUAUUCUGGUGGCAGGCCCGUCCAGCGGCGGCUCCAUGAAUCCCGUGCGCACGCUGGGGCCAGCGGUGGCCGCAGGCAAUUACAAGUCCAUAUGGAUAUAUCUGGUGGCUCCCACUCUCGGAGCUAUUGCAGGGGCCGCCAUCUAUACGCUCGUCAAGCUUCGUGGAGAAGAAGAGGAAGUGACCCGCCCGGUCAGGAGCUUCCGCCGCUGACACUCCUCCGUCGUCGUGUAUUGUUGUUAUGGUUGUUGAAUAAAGGCCAGGGACGACUAGACAAUAUACAUAUAUGUAUUGGUUAUGGUGAUCGCCCUGAUGAAUAACUUGCUCUCACACUCCCCACCUGUAACAUCUUCUUCAGGGGAGGGGAAGGGACUUUAUGCUACGAUUAUUAUGAAUGUGGAUUUUUAUUGUGUGUUA